Molecule: messenger RNA, 2133 nt
Organism: Blumeria graminis f. sp. triticale
Lineage: Eukaryota; Fungi; Ascomycota; Leotiomycetes; Helotiales; Erysiphaceae
Source: the annotation of a GenBank genome assembly
AUGGCGUCGCAAACUGCAGAUCCCGAACUGGCUCUCAAAUUUGCACCAUUUGGAUCAGAGAUAGAACUACCCUUUUAUAGAGCUCUCUCUCAAUUAAAAAUCGAUGUUGACCGUUUGGAUGAUUCUCCUCGCCCAGUGCUGGGACUAUAUCAACAUCGCAUGACUAUUUCCUCCGACGUUAGUUGCCGGAUGCAGAUUCUUGGAGAUGCAUUAACCAGCGAAGUCGUUCCUCCGGGGCAUAUUCGUGCUGAAGGAAAAAUCAAAAAUCUAAAUACUUAUGAAGACUUCAAAAAUGUAGAUAAAGCAUCGAUCAUGAACACAGCGGCCAAGCAGAUAUGGGAUGCAAUAAAUGAUGGCUCUAUCUACACAGUUCCUUCACUUCUUUCAUCGUUCACAAUCAUAUCAUAUGCAGAUCUAAAGAAUUACAAGUUCACCUAUUGGUUUGCAUUUCCAGCUUUACACUCUAGACCAGUCUGGAAUAGAAAUGCUACUGAAAAGCCUGUCCAACUUACCGGAUUGGAAACGUCUGCAUUGCAUGAAAAAUAUAGCUUAUGGAAAAGUUCGACUGACGUACGCGAGCAUGGCUUCUUUUUGGCAAAGAAAGUGAGAGAGAGUAGUCGUGGGUCUGAUAUGCCAAUGAACACAACAGAAACAAUCAGCGAUCAACUCGGUUAUAGAUGGGAAGUUGGUUCAUUACGAAAUUUUGAGAACGGAUUCUUCCAUAAUGUCGAAGAAAAAGAUCAAUAUAUAUCAUUCGUUGAUCCAUCUACUUAUCCGGAUCACCCUGGAUGGAUGCUGCGAAAUUUUUUGGUCUUAGUAAGACGGCGCUUCCGCCUAAACAAGGCCCAGAUCCUAUGUUACAGAGAUACAAAUUCGCGUCGGCGCGAAACGCGUAGCUUGGUGCUAAAUUUAGAAACUGAAUGCUCAUCUUUUGAACCAGAGAAAAUGCCAGUAGCUACAGGAUGGGGGCGGAAUAGCUCCGGGAAGGUGGCACCUAUGGUUGUUAAUCUCUCACAAUAUUUGGAUCCAAAAAUUCUUGCAGACUCGGCUGUUGAGUUGAAUACAAAACUAAUCAAAUGGCGGGCAGCUCCUAGUCUAAAUCUCGACAUAAUGAAGAACAGCAAAUGUUUGCUCUUGGGUGCAGGAACUCUUGGAACUUAUGUUAGCCGCCUGUUAUUGGGAUGGAAUGUAAAUAAAAUUACUUUUAUCGAUAACGCUAAUGUUUCCUUUUCGAACCCAGUUCGACAGCCGCUUUUCAGCUUUGAAGACUGUCUUGAUGGUAAGACGAAAAAAGCUUUAGCUGGUGCUGCCGCUCUUAAAAAGAUUUUUCCCGGUGUGGAGAGCGCUGGUUAUGUUAUAACGGUUCCUAUGCUCGGACACCCUUUUGUUGACGAACUGGAGAGUCGCAGUCAUUUUGAAAUGAUGGAGAAAUUAUUUGAUGAACAUGAUGUAAUUUUCCUUUUGAUGGACACUCGAGAAAGUCGAUGGCUUCCAACAGUAAUGGGAAAGGCUAAAAAUAAACUUGUACUCAACGCGGCUCUAGGAUUUGACACAUGGAUGGUAAUGCGUCACGGAAUGUUGACAAAAGAAGACGGAUCAAAUUCUCUGGGCUGCUAUUUUUGCAAUGAUGUAGUCGUUCCCACUGAUUCUAUCAAAGAUCAGACCCUUGAUCAACAGUGUACAGUUACCCGUCCAGGCAUUGCUCCUAUGGCCGCCGCUCAGAUUGUGGAGCUUCUCGUUUCUAUCCUUCAGCAUCCUCUCGGUCCUUACGCACCUUGUCCUAUUUUGUCGAAUAGCCAAAAUAGCUCAAAUACUAGUUAUGAUCGAGAUCCACCUGAUCAUCCCCUAGGAAUUAUCCCACACCAAAUCCGAGGAUUUUGCGCCACAUUUCAAAACAUGAUUAUCAGUGGAAAGUCAUAUGACUGCUGCUCUGCAUGUUCACCGAAGAUUAUAAAUGAAUAUAAAAAGCAUGGGUGGGAGUUUGUAAAAAGAGCUCUUUCAGAUGAAACUUAUGUUUCACAAAUAAGUGGUCUGGCCGAGGUGCAAAGGUCAGCAGAGCUAGCACUAGAAAACACCGAAUGGAGUGAAACAGAAGAUAUAUAUGAUCCUGGAAACGAAGGCGAACUUUUGUAG